CAGAACCCUCAAAUACUGGACAGUCCAGUUCAAAACCUGACACCUGGAAACCCACUGUGCAAGAACUGGCCAGUGGUGGAGUUUGGUGUGUUGUGCAGUGGUUGUGGAGUGUGUGAGAGAAGGGCUGUGUGUGGAGGGAAUGUGGUGUGUUGUGUUGAUGCAUGGUAUAGUUGUUAUUGAAUUUGGUGUGCGAGUUGUGAAGGCCUCAAGUUUUGUGCUGUGUAGUGAGGUCAGUGUGGCUGUGCUGUGGGGGCCUCCUAUGGUUCUGGGUGUGCGUGUUUCUCUGUGGGGGCCUCCUAUGGUUCUGGCGUGCGCGGGUCACUGGUUGAGAGGGGCUCGUGGCUGGCUGUGCUGCGAGGGGCUAGGCAGGGGUCGCUGUGGUCCGGAGGGAUUUGACGGGCCCCACCGGUGGGAGAGGGCCCGGCCCCCUCUCUUUCGGGCCUGCCCGGCGGCUGUUUCCGGAGGCGGGACGCGCGGCCCGGGCCAGGCCGGCGCGGCCGCACAGCACACGGGGCGGCACAGAGAGGAGCUGCUGGGCCAUGCAGGCGGAGCGCGGUGGAGGCGGCGGCCGGCCCCGGCGGGGAGGGGGCAGGCGCAGGCCCGGCGGCGGGGACAGAGCAGCGGAAAGCGGCGGCGGGGGCGGCCACAGCCGAGGAGGCGCGGGCCGCGGAAGAGGCGGCGCUCGUGGGCACGCAGGAGGCGGGGGCCGAGGCAGCCGAGACCCUCGGGGCAGGGGGGGUGCGCCUCCCCCCCCUGGUCGUUACCACAGGCGGGCAGAUGAUGAUGGUGGUGAUGAUCCUGAAUCACAAGAAGAAGAGAAGGAUGAACUGAAAGGCUAUUCAAGAAGAAAGAUAGUCUCCAACUGGAAUCGUUAUGAAGAUGCUGAGAAAGAGGCACAAAAUGAAAGUGGAGAAUCUCAGAGGGGAACAGACUUUAGUGUUCUGCUUAGCUCAGCAGGAGAUUCCUUCACACAAUUCCGAUUUGCAGAAGAAAAAGAAUGGGACACAGGGAGCAUAGGCCCUAAACAGCUAUCUGCGCUUUACGUUGACUGUCAGUCUUUGGUCAAGGCCCUUCAGGAGCUUCCUCUGCAUCUCAGGUUGAAUGUGGCUGCUGAAAUGGUGCAGGCAUCAACACCCACAGAACUCCCUCAGAUAAAAUCAAAAAGUAUUGAAGACAGCAAGAGGAGAGUGACUCAGUUUCAACAGCCAUUGGGUCAAAGUGGAAUAGCAUCAAUCUCUGAUCCUGUUACUGAUUCUGUUGUCCAUUUGAUGUCUUUAAGUAAAGAUGAACCUGGAACAACUCCUUCAGAAUCUUUUCAGAGAGGCUGUUCUAUAUCACAGAAAGAGGCAGAUAAUUUGGACGAAGAACUAGAUUUACUCCUAAAUUUAGAUGCUCCUGUUAAUAUGGAAAGCAAUUUUCUGUCAGAAACCGACAACACAACAGCUGAGAGAGAUUUGAAAACGGAAAAUGUUCUGCUAAAGUUGGAUGUGACGGAAGAACAGAGUCCAGGAUCUGAUCACCAGAAAACAGCAUCUAAAAACAUUACUGAGGAAGACCUUGAGGAUUGGUUGGAUAGCAUGAUCUCCUAAAGGAAAAGAAGAAUGCCUGAAGUCCACAUUUCAUUGUCAUGCAAAUAAAUGAACAUGGCAGAAGUUAAGUGCAAAUGUCAGUCUAAAAGAAUUCACUGCCUGCUUCAUCUCAAUGAUUUAAUAUACUGCAUGCCUACUUUUAUUCCAGCCAAUAUUUGAAAUAACAUAUCUAGGAGCUCUCUGAACAAAAAAGUCUAACAUUUCAUUUUAAGAUCCUUCUUAAUGAACUCAAAUGUAAAUAGAACUUUUUUCCCAAAAAAUGUAUGCUUAUAUGGUGUAAGCAGCAAAAUACACUGGCAGAAGAACAUUUGUUUCAUCUUGUACUUGGUAUCUGCAGUUCCAAAAAUAAAAUAGUGUUAGUAAAUA
This is a messenger RNA of Pelodiscus sinensis (Chinese soft-shelled turtle), 1955 nucleotides long. It is a transcript of the gene AVEN, whose product is annotated as apoptosis and caspase activation inhibitor. Gene Ontology annotation, biological process: negative regulation of G2/M transition of mitotic cell cycle. Lineage: Eukaryota; Metazoa; Chordata; Testudines; Trionychidae. The record is from RefSeq and is a predicted model, not a curated record.